UUAAUGCAGCAGCUCCAGAGCCACCAGUCACACCACAGAAUGACAACUCGUCCCGGGACCUCUGCAGAAGAAGCCCAAGCCACUGCCGGUGAGCCCAGGACUGAUGAAGGAGAUGACGGUGAUUUUUUUGAAAAACUGACCGCCAUUCAACGGAAGCAGGAGAGUUUGCAGCAUCUGGACUACACGCAGCCACUGGGAGAUGCCAGUGACACCCUCUGUCCUCAAACAGUUGGGCACAAGAACAAGCUGAAGAUGUCAUACGGAGAGCUGCUUUUGCUUUACGAGGAUGUGCUGUACACCCUGAUCCACCGAACUGGUGUCCCCUCCUCAACACACAUCACAGACCAGGAUGAGAUGCUCCGCUAUCUGCAGAAGGUUUUCAAGCUGGAUGAGAGCAACCAUGAGGCCAUGAUGCAGAGAGUGAAAGAAGCAAAGAUGCCCUCCUGGUCCCUGAAAGUGACUGUCAUGGAGGCAAGAAACCUACUGGCCAAAGAUGCCAAUGGUUUCAGCGAUCCCUACUGUAUGUUGGGAAUCACUCUGGGACAGGCCACACGGGAGACCGAGGAGAAGAAAGAGCGGAAAUUCAGCUUUAGGAAGAAAAGAGACAGGAUAGAGAAAAGGUCGAGCCUCAGAGAAGCACUUCCUGCUAAGUACAUUCAGGUCACAGAUGUCAAACCAAACACACUGAAUCCAGUGUGGAACGAGAGCUACACAUUUGAUCUGGAUGACAUUCAGAGUGACCAGCUCCACCUUGAUAUUUGGGACCAUGAUGAUGAAGUCUCAGUGGUAGAGGCUUGCAAAACACUAAACCAGAUCAGUGGGUUCAAAGGAAUGGGAAGAUACUUCAAACAGAUCGUGAAGUCAGCUCGAACCAACGGGACUACAGGAUCACAGGAAGAAAACGAUGAUUUCCUCGGCUGCCUCGAUAUUCCAGUUGGUGAGAUUCCAGUUGGAGGGUUGGAUAACUGGUUUAAACUGGAUCCUCGAUCAAGCUCUUCUCGAGUGCAAGGAGAUUGUCACCUCAUCCUGACACUGAGCAUGUCACAGAGAGAUACUGAGCUGUGUAAGAAGAUGUGUGGUGUGAGAAUCCAUGAGUUGCUGCUGAGGGAACUGUUGGAGAUUGAGAACCCUGAUUUCCAGGAAGAUCAAUGCAGCUGGUCAGGCAAACUCAGCAAACAUGCUGUGACCAUUCUUUCCCACCAUGCCAUGCAAAUUGACCUUUCACUUCAGCAGAAAGCGGCUAUUAAGUGGCAGGCCUACAGCAAGCACCACCAGGCCCGACCCAUGGACUAUGGUUUCCUUCUCCAACUCCUUGAGAACCUGGACCAGACUUUGGAGUUUAAUGUUCUUAUCAAAGAGCAGGAAGAGUCACUUGGCAUCAGUUUUGUCCUUUUCAUUGACUACAGCUGGGAGCUGCUGCUGAGGAUGAGACAAAUCUUUCCCUUCAAUGUUCCAAUGGCAUUGAAGCAGCUAGAACUGAUGCUGAGGUGUUUGCUGAAGAUUUACUCCAUGGAAGCUUUUAAAGUGGCCUGUCCUUUACAUAACCAGCUCCAUGUGGAUAUUGCUGCCGUGGUGAAGAAAUCUGCAUCUGAAUGGUAUGGGAAAAUGUGUGACAACUUCAAACCAAAAAUCAAGUCUGAACUGUCUACACUGAUGAGAUUGGUACGACAGGUCGACACAGUUUGCACAGAGCUACGUAAAAAUCAAAACCAAUACAACCAAAUAUUUGUCAGUGCUGUGAAGAUUGAUUACUUCAGCAUCACCUACCAACAACUGGAGAAACUGGUCGCUGAUGAUGUUCUGGCACUGAUGGAAGAGCUGGGAGCGGCUAUGGAAGAGGAGAGGUCAAAAAUGACGCAGCAGACAGGGGAGACUCUAUUUGAGCUGUACCUGUCACUCAAGGAGCUGAAACAAUUCAAGGAAUUCCUUCCACUAAAGGACUCCAAACCUCUGGCACUCACAAAUUUCCACGAUUGGUUUCAGAUGUCCAUCAACAAGUGGCUCCAAAUCGUUUAUGAGAAGUCAUGUGAACGUAUUACAAGGGCAGUAACGGUGGAUCAGCUUGAUCCUGUUGACACAUUGUCCAAGCACAGCAGCUCGGCUGUCGAUGUAGUGACCUGUUUCACCCAGAUCAAGAGCUUCUGGCUGCAGCUGGCCUGGCCUGACCCCAUGGGAGCCUUUGUCUUUGUAACAAAAAUCACUGACGACAUUUGCAAUGCAGCUGUGAUGUACUCAGAAAUGGUGAGACAUAAAGCAGAUGAUCAGAAGAAAAUUACACAACAGCUGUGCAUUGUCCUGAAUAACAUCGAGCAUGUGCACACAUACACCUGGAAUUUGCCAAAGGAAUUAGACUGGCAGGGAGUGGAGAUUUCCAUGGAGCAACUGUAUGGGCUGGAAGGGAAGCAGCAAGUGCAAAGAGCACUGGGCACCCAGCUACAAAGCAUCGAUGCAGGCAUGCAGCGGCAGUCUAACUAUAUGAUCAACCAGCUUGUGGAGAAGAUGGUCAAUGACUUGCGAAAAUACAUUCAGCACAUCAGCUUGUCACCAGAUUCCAUCCAGCCCGAUGAUGCUAUUUCCCCUCUUAUGAAAUUCCUGGAUGACAAUCUAAUGAUCCUGAGCGAAUGGCUGGUGAGGAAGAAUCUCAGUCGGAUAUUGAGUUCUCUGUGGAAACUAUUGUUGGAUUUGAUCGUUGAGGCAUUGGCUACAAAUAUUGGGAUGUCUGCUGAAUUCUAUGAGCGAUUUCACUUCACUUUGGAGGCUCUUGUGAUAUUUUUCCACGCUGAAGGACAGGGAUUGCCACUUGAUAACUUGCAGAAUGACAAAUAUAAGGCUCUAAAGGAAGAGCUGCGUCUAAAUAAGUGCUCAACACAGGAGCUGAUUGAGCACUCUUACCAGGACAAAAUCCGCCAACAGAAGUCCAAUGAACCAAGCCUGUAUGGGAUGCUUUGCAUCAAGUGUCACUAUGAAGCUGCUGAGUCCAAACUGUGCAUUGACGUUUUACACGCUACGAACCUAAUUGCCUUGGAUGCAAAUGGUCUCAGUGAUCCUUUUGUUAUUAUCGAACUCGCUCCUCUCCACUUCUUUCCAGGGGCAAAGAGCCAGCGAACACAAGUCAAGAAUAAAACACUGCACCCGAUCUUUGAUGAACAGUUUAACUUCAUGGUAACGCGGGAGCAGUGCAGUAACAGCACUGCCUGCAUUCACUUCACAGUCAUGGAUCACGACUGGCUCUCGACCAAUGACUUUGCAGGGGAGGCUGUGUUGCAGCUGCAGGAGGUUCACGGGUUCCAUAAACCUGCCAUCGCCAGAGAAGUAAAAAGCGUCUCCCCAGUAUUCCUGAAACUGACACACCCUGAACCCAUGAUGAAACCAAUCAUGAAGAUGCUGGAGGGCCGGACAGCUGACAGAGAAGCACAAGACUUUGUUAAGAAGAUGAAGGAGCUCGAGAUGUCUCCGGAGUAAAUCCAAGCAGCUUUGAAAUAUAAAUGAAUAAUAUAUGAAUAUAAAUCAAACAUUCAGAACUGCAGAAUGUCAAGUGUUGGAGUGGUGCUUUGUCGUGAUGAUAGUGCAGCUAUGCAGGAGCUCCUCAGCAUUGGGAUGAUUAUUGAUCUGGUGCUGUGGCUUCUCACUGUCACCAUUGUGGAAAUACUGAAGUUGUGUUGUAGCUCCUCAAUCUUGUGCAAGUUUGGAGCCAAUGUGGAGCUCCUCAUCAUUGUGAUGAUAUUGAUCCAGUGCCGUAGCCUCGUUGUCAUGGUGAUAUUGAUCCAAUGCUGAAGCUGCUCACCAUUGUGUGGUACACAUGUCGUGCCAGCCCUCCUCACUGUGGUGAUAUGGAUCCCGUGCCAACACGCCUCACCAUCGUUGUGCUAUGGAUCCCGUGCUGUAGUGGUAACUCCUCUCCACAACCUCUUCAUACUCCUAUUUGUUACAAUAAUGAGCAAUUCUGCUUUUUGAGUGUUUCUUUAAAUUAAAUUUGAUGA
Molecule: messenger RNA, 3980 nt
Organism: Carcharodon carcharias (great white shark)
Lineage: Eukaryota; Metazoa; Chordata; Chondrichthyes; Lamniformes; Lamnidae
Gene: baiap3
Product: BAI1 associated protein 3
Exons: 33
Coding region: 4-3462 (1152 amino acids)
Source: RefSeq, a predicted model, not a curated record